AUGGCUUAUUUUCUGGAUACGUCGUAUGCCGGAGAGGCGCUCCUCUCUGGCUUCAACUGGUUCGACGGGGUAGAUCCUUCUCAUGGAUUUGUUGACUACCAAAGCAGACAAAAUGCCGAGCAAAUGGGCCUUUACAGCAUCGAUGACAGUUCGGGGGUGGUUAGGAUAGGAGUGGACAGCACGCACCAGUAUUCACUUCUAGAUCGAGGUCGACCGAGUAUUCGGAUUGAAAGCAAAGAGACAUAUGAGCAUGGCCUGUUUAUUGCAGACUUUCUACACAUGCCCCCUUCAAACUGUGGUCUGUGGCCAGCGUUCUGGACAUAUGGCGAUAACUGGCCCUAUGACGGCGAGAUUGACAUUAUAGAAGGAGUCAAUACGGCGCAUACCAACAUUAUAUCCGCACACACUGCAGAUGGCUGCACCCAGGACGAAUCUAUAAACGGCCUCUAUAGCGGCCACCAACUAAGCACGCAAUGUGCCGUGGGGACCGAUAAUAUUGGCUGUGGCUUCAAUCCCUCGCCUGAGGACGUCUCAUCAUAUGGUGACGGGUUCAACGCUGCUCACGGAGGCGUGUAUGCCAUGGAAUGGAACGAAGAAAAUAUUCGCAUCUGGCACUUUCCUCGUGGAUUUAUUCCUCCCGAUAUCGAGAAUAAAGAGCCUGAUCCCGAGAGCUGGGGACAGCCGGUGGCCAUCUUUGGAGGCCCUAGCUGUGAUGUGGAUACAUAUUUCAAGAACAUGAGACUCGUUCUCAACAUUAACUUUUGCGGAGACUAUGGCAAUGCCGUCUGGGGCAAAACAGACACAUGCAACCAAUUUGCGCCGACGUGCGCUGAAUACGUGGCUCAAAACCCAGAGGCCUUUACAAACGCCUUCUGGGACGUGCGAUAUAUCGAUGCUUACCAGUUCCGCGAUGGUGAUCGCAAUCCGUGGCCAGACCGUCCGAAUCGUCCAGAUCAGCCCGAGGGGCCGGAUUGGACAGGCGACUACGAGCCCACGACGACGACGACAAUGACUACUUGGGCCACCACAACCGUAACAGUAUCCGGGCCGGGGAAUCCUCGUCCUCCAUUUACCAAUGAUACUCGCGGCAAUCCCAUUCCAGAUGUGCCAAUUGAGCCUGUUACCGCCAAGGCGCCUGUUAAUCCCAUCAAGAUCAAGGACUAUUCGUAUCUGGGAUGCUUCCACUCGAGCAGUGAUUUCGAAUCAUUCUGCGAAGCUGAUUCCGGGGAAGACAUGACUCUCGAGCGGUGUAUUGAUCUCUGUGAUUCCAAGAAAUACGCCGGCGUGUUCGCCACCUACUGCUUCUGCGCAGACGAGCUCGAUGCCCGCACAAGAGCAUCCCAAAAAGAAGGUCUAUGCAGCCACGUCUGUCCGGGAAACAGCCAAGAGUUGUGCGGCGGAAUCAUCAAACAUGGAGGAGACGGCGUAGGCGGACUUCCAGGAACAGUUUCCAAUUCAACUUCGGCUUUUGCCCUCACUUUAUAUGGCUAUGUUGCGGAGGAAGAGCCCAAAGCUCCUCCCGCAAUGGCGCCUGGGUCGGAUGAGGUCGCGCCGAAGGCUUAUCCUCAUCAGCCGUGGGGGGAGUAUUCCAGGACGACUACUGAAGUUGCCGAAGUGACGGUCUUUCCGGUUUCUGAGCAAGGUUGGCGCGGGCAUGACGAGAGUGGGUGGAAAGGCUGGAACGGCAAUGGCUGGCAGGACGACGGCGCUGAAUCGUCGAAGUUUGGAGGAGAGGAACACGAAGAUGGCAAGCAUAAAGAAGAGGGAGAAUCUAUCGCCAAGGGACAAGAAGAAUGCGACUGCGAUGAGGAUGGCAAGGAGAAGUGGAACCCAGCAAAUCCAGAGAUUACCAAGGUUGUGGUUCAGUUGACGAAGACGGCUACAGACUGCCCGGAAAGCACCACGGCGAAGGAGCAUGUUGUGAUACCGGCUUGGCUGCCCCCUGCGGAGUCGAAGCCAUGGGAUCCUGCUAAUGCUAAGGAGCACUGGGGUGCUGUCCCUCCUUUUGGUCCUUUGCCGCCUUCACCUACUCCUCUAUCUCCUCAUGAUGAUGUUGAGUCUCAUCAGCCUCCACCUCCACAUCCUCCAUUUCAAACAGGAGCGCAUCCGCCAUCUCCUCCAGUGGUCGUUGCAGCAGCGCCGGGGAACCACGAAGGUAGAGAGAAAUAUCUCGUCAUUAUGGGAUUGAGCAUACUAGCUGUUAUCAUGGGAGUGUUGUAA
Molecule: messenger RNA, 2220 nt
Organism: Trichoderma asperellum CBS 433.97
Lineage: Eukaryota; Fungi; Ascomycota; Sordariomycetes; Hypocreales; Hypocreaceae
Biological process (GO): glucan catabolic process
Molecular function (GO): hydrolase activity, hydrolyzing O-glycosyl compounds
Source: RefSeq, a predicted model, not a curated record